AUGUCUACAGGAUCUGCAAUUGCUUUAAAACUACCUCGUAGACGACCAGUCCACAAGUCAUCUACAGGCUGCAAACGGUGCAGACUCAGAAAGUGUUUGUUGCCGCAGAUAAAAUGCGACGAGAGACGGCCAUCAUGUACCCAGUGCGACGACAAGCGCUUCGAAUGUCCUGGAUAUCCUUCCCGACCUCUGCUCCGUUGGUCGACUAAGCAUGAAGUCUUUGACCCGCAAAAGGCGAAUACCAGCGUCACCGAAUCUACAAAUCUUGCGUGUAAAGAGCGCGAUGCCGAGCAUUCUGGAAAGACUUCUCUGGAUCAGGACAAACGAGAUCAUACUGAUAACAGCAGCGGCUACGGAGGACAAUACGGCGACAUUAUUUCGGUAGACCCUCACUUAUCCAACCUCGAGUAUGGCAUUAGAAUGCACGAGCAGAUUUUCCCGAGCGACGAUGUGAUCCCAAUUACUCUUCACACUUCACCGCCCAAUGCUGACGGGGAAACUUUUGUGGACGUUUGGAACUCAGAAGUACACCCAACCACCGUGGAACGGAGAGAUGCAGAGGUACCCUCCGGAGAAGAUGAAGAAGUGCUGUCUGAUUGUUCCUUGAGCCCUGCCUCAAGCCUGACUUCUCUGGGUGCCCCCCUAACUGAAUUGGAGCAUGUCCAACAACAAACUGCCCCGGUCAUGCUGGAGACAGCAGGAGAGGAAUCCGAUGAAAACACAUCAAAACCGGCGUCCCCACCCUUUGACGACAUUGCAUCCCCAUUCAUAUCGAACGAUACACAGCCUUUUCGCACCCCCUCUCCUCCAUUCUGUCAUGAGCCUUCGGGUGCAUUGGUUGAGUUGGUGCCGUUUUACUUUAACGUUGUGUGCCAUAUUCUCUCCACAUUCGACUCUGAGCAGAACGUGUUCCGUACAUUCGUCAGUAAAAAGUGGCAAGACUCUUCUAUUAUGUUUUAUACCAUACAGAGUCUGGCAGCGGCUAAGCUGGUGUGGUUCAUGCCUGAGAUGAGGACUCGAUCGCUAGAAUUCCGCUCGCUUGCACUCAAUGAUCUCCAGGAGAGAGUUUCUACCGCGCAGUAUUGGGACACAGAGCUCUUGUUUAUUGUCCUCUUGCUAGGCGUGAGCUCAUCUUGGUUCGACAUAGGAGAUCUGGGCAUACCUCAUCUAGAGGCUGUUCAACAUGCCGUUUUAAACGGAAAGGUGCAGUUCUCUGAUGAUUUCGAUGCCAUCGGCUUUUUUCAAAACGCCCUAAUCUACUGGGAGAUGGUCUCAUGCGCCGUAAGCAAUAAGGUUACUUAUCAUGAAUACGAAAAGAUGAGACCCAAGGAAAUUGAGGAACCUAGACCGGUGCCUCUGGCUGCCAAGGAUCGAGCUCAACGAAGCCCAUCGCGCAUGGUACCACACCCGUGGACGGGUGUUGCUUCGGAACCGCAAGCGAUCUUUACUCGUAUAUCAAGACAAAUCCACGCACUGCGAUCUUCAACAUCGGCAUCACCGGUGGGAGGACAGAACCUUGAUAAACCAGGCGACUUUUUGGAGGCUAUAAGGCAACUAGAUCAGUCGAUAUGGGCUUACGAACUGCCCAAGUUACACUCUAUCAGUAAUAUCGGAGACCCGAAUACCCCGGCAAUUCAUCAUCUGUUACUUGCUGAGGCUUACAUGUAUGCCAACAUUUAUCAACUCUACCGCAUCUUUCCCAACGUACGAAGGAAGCGGGUUAAGUGGAUGAGAGAGCUCAUAGCUACGCAAAAGCCAUACGACCAAACACCUUGGGCUGCCUCUCAAGUCCGCUCAUGGGCGGUGAUGCUGCAGCAAGAGGACGGUACGGAGAAAUGGCUGAGAUUUCUGGGCCGCAAUGUGAUUAUUCGCUUGGAGCAGAUCCAGACCAAUUCUGGAACGUCGUGUGUGCAAGCUUUGCUCCUGCUAGUGGCAGCUACGUCACUCUCCUUGAGUUCAGGAGAGACCGAGGAGGAGGCCGCUGCUGGCCUUGGGGAGCAGCAGCAAGAAUAUUUUAUGGAAGACAAGGACGAUAUUCUUCGAGCCCGGCAGUUUGUACUGGAUCGCCUUGAGUUUCUGUCGAUGACGAACUUGUCUGCUCCCAUUCAGUAUGUCCGAAGUAUUGUGUUGGAGAUAUUCAAACGCUUGGAUGUUGGGGCGGAUAUAUUUUGGAUGGACGUGCUUCAUUCCAUGGGUCUGCUCACUAUAAUAGGGUGA
This is a messenger RNA of Clonostachys solani, 2217 nucleotides long. NCBI's taxonomy places the organism in Eukaryota, Fungi, Ascomycota, Sordariomycetes, Hypocreales, Bionectriaceae. The record is from the annotation of a GenBank genome assembly.